This is a messenger RNA of Drepanopeziza brunnea f. sp. 'multigermtubi' MB_m1, 1473 nucleotides long. RefSeq lists its product as uncharacterized. Gene Ontology annotation, molecular function: pyridoxal phosphate binding; transaminase activity. Gene Ontology annotation, cellular component: cytosol. The record is from RefSeq and is a predicted model, not a curated record. Lineage: Eukaryota; Fungi; Ascomycota; Leotiomycetes; Helotiales; Drepanopezizaceae.
AUGGCUCCAUCAGCUAUCACCGAGCUCACUCUGUCCGAGACGGUCUCUACGCUUCCUGUCAAGGGCAAAUGUCUCCCCAAAGACGAAUUUACCACGUUCAACGGAGUCUCGCCCGAGUGUUCGAAGAAGACCGAAUUCCUGCUUGACCGUAACCUCCACAAGUCAUUCCCGGUCGUCAAGAGCGGCAAAGGCAACUACCUCCAGCUUGCGGAUGGCCGUAGCAUCUUCGACGCAACAUCUGGGGCUGCUGUGUCUUGCUUGGGAUAUGGAAACCAGAGAAUCAUCGAUGCCAUGACAGCCCAGCUGAGCAGUGGCAUUCCUUACCUUGCUUCUACUUUUUGGGCCUCGGAAGUCGUUGAGGAGCUGUGUAAGGAGUUGAUAGAUGGCACGGGUGGGAAAAUGGCCCGGGUUUACUUGACCGGUUCGGGUUCUGAGGCAGUGGAAUCUACCAUCAAGCUUUGCCGCCAAUACUUCUAUGAGAAGGACAAUAAGACAUCUCGUGUGAACUUCAUUGCCCGCGAGCACUCUUAUCAUGGCAAUACCAUUGGAGCUUUAGGCAUGUCUGGACACGUCGCCAGGAGAGCACCAUACAAACCAUUCCUCAUGGACAACGUGCAUCACGUGUCUCCCUGCAAUGCCUACAGACAAUGCAGAGAUGGAGAGUCGGACGCUGCUUUCGUGGCCAGAAAGGCGGCAGAACUGGAGGCCAAAUUCCUAGAGCUAGGCCCAGAAACAGUCAUCGGUUUCGUAGCAGAACCAAUUGUGGGGGCUGCAUUGGGCUGUGUACCAGCCGUCCCAGGCUAUCUGAAGGCUAUGAGAGAUAUCUGCCACAAGUACGGAGCACUCUUCAUUCUGGAUGAGGUUAUGUCUGGCAUGGGCCGAUCCGGUACUCUGCAUGCGUGGCAGGAUGAGGACGUCGUCCCUGACGUUCAGGCAGUCGGCAAAGGUCUCAGUGCAGGCUACCAGCCAGUUGCUGCUGUACUCAUCUCUCCAAAGGUUGUCAGUGCGUUCUUGAAUGGCAGCGGUCAAUUCAUCCAUGGACAAACUUUCCAGGGCAUGCCACUUCAGGCUGCUGCGGCACUCGAAGUCCAGAGAAUCCUGCGUGAAGACAACCUGAUGGAGAACGUUCGCACUCAAGGUACGUACCUCGAGAAGCGUCUCCAGGAUCUUCUGGGAGACCAUCCCAAUGUGGGAAACAUCCGUGGGCGAGGACUCUUCUGGGGCAUCGAGUUUGUCAGGGAUAAGCAGACCAAGGAACCAUUCUCUGUCAAGAUGGGCAUUGCUCAAAAGGUGCACAACACUGCGAUAUCGGCACCGUUCAACAUGACUAUAUACCCAGGCACUGGAACCGCCGAUGGCAUCGAUGGGGAUCAUGUUAUCCUGGCGCCGCCCUACAACAUCACCCAGGCAGAUGCAGAGUACAUUGCCAAUGUCACUUCCGAGGUCAUUCACAAGGUUUUCCAGUUCCAGUAA